AUGCCCCGGCCGGAGCUGCCCCUGCCGGAGGGCUGGGAGGAGGCGCGCGACUUCGACGGCAAGGUCUACUACAUAGACCACACGAGCCGCACCACCAGCUGGAUCGACCCGCGGGACAGGUAUACCAAACCGCUCACCUUUGCCGACUGCAUUAGUGACGAACUGCCACUGGGAUGGGAAGAGGCGUACGACCCACAGGUCGGAGAUUACUUCAUAGACCACAACACCAAAACCACUCAGAUUGAGGAUCCCCGGGUACAAUGGCGGCGGGAGCAGGAGCACAUGCUGAAAGAUUACCUGGUGGUGGCCCAGGAGGCCCUGAGUGCGCAAAAGGAGAUCUACCAAGUGAAGCAGCAGCGCUUGGAGCUUGCACAGCAGGAGUAUCAGCAGCUGCACGCCGUCUGGGAGCACAAGCUUGGCUCCCAGGUCAGCUUGGUCUCUGGUUCGUCAUCCAGCUCUAAGUAUGACCCUGAGAUUCUGAAGGCUGAAAUUGCCACAGCAAAAUCCCGGGUUAACAAGCUGAAGAGAGAGAUGGUUCACCUCCAACAGGAGCUACAGUUCAAAGAGCGUGGCUUUCAGACACUGAAGAAAAUCGAUAAGAAGAUGUCAGAUGCUCAGGGCAGCUACAAACUGGAUGAAGCUCAGGCUGUUCUGAGAGAAACAAAAGCCAUCAAAAAGGCCAUCACCUGUGGAGAAAAGGAAAAGCAAGAUCUCAUUAAGAGCCUCGCCAUGCUGAAGGACGGCUUCCGCACCGACAGAGGCUCCCACUCCGACCUGUGGUCCAGCAACAGCUCCCUGGAGAGUUCGGGUUUCCCACUGCCGAAACAGUACCUGGACGUGAGCUCCCAGACGGACAUCUCAGGAGGCUUCGGUACCAGCAGCAACAAUCAGCUGGCGGAGAAGGUCAGAUUGCGCCUUCGAUACGAAGAGGCCAAGAGAAGGAUCGCCAACCUGAAGAUCCAGCUCGCCAAGCUCGACAGCGAGGCCUGGCCUGGAGUACUCGACUCCGAGAGGGACCGACUGAUCCUCAUCAACGAGAAGGAGGAGCUGCUGAAGGAGAUGCGCUUCAUCAGCCCCCGGAAGUGGACCCAAGGGGAGGUGGAGCAGCUGGAGAUGGCUCGCAAGCGGCUGGAGAAGGACCUGCAGGCAGCCCGGGACACCCAGAGCAAGGCGCUGACCGAGAGGUUGAAGUUAAACAGUAAGAGGAACCAGCUGGUGAGGGAGCUGGAGGAAGCCACCCGGCAGGUCGCGGCCCUGCACUCCCAGCUGAAGAGCCUCUCCGGCAGCAUGCAGAGCCUGUCCUCCGGCAGCAGUCCGGGGUCCCUCACAUCCAGCCGGGGCUCCCUGGCGGCCUCCAGCCUGGACUCCUCCGCCUCGGCCAGCUUCACCGACCUCUACUAUGACCCCUUCGAGCAACUGGACUCGGAGCUGCAGAACAAGGUGGAAUUCCUGCUCCUGGAGGGGGCCACGGGCUUCCGGCCCUCCGGCUGCAUCACCACCAUCCACGAGGAUGAAGUGGCCAAGACCCAGAGGGCGGAGGGGGGCAGCCGCCUGCAGGCCCUGCGCUCCCUGUCGGGCACUCCCAAGUCCAUGACCUCGCUGUCCCCCCGCUCCUCACUCUCCUCCCCGUCCCCACCCUGCUCGCCUCUCAUCGCUGACCCCCUCCUGGCUGGGGACGCCUUCCUAAGCAACCUGGAGUUUGAAGACCCCGAGCUGAGUGCCGCUCUCUGCGAGCUGAGCCUUGCCGGCAGCACACGGCAGAGAUACCAGCUGGAGGAACCUGGCCUGGAGGGCAAGCCACUGGGCCAAGCUGUGAAUACGGCUCAGGGGUGCUGCCUGAAAGUGGCCUGUGUCUCUGCUGCCGUGUCAGAUGAAUCCGUGGCUGGGGACAGUGGUGUGUAUGAGGCUUCCGUGCAGAGGCUGGGUGUCUCAGAAGCCGCUGCUUUCGACAGUGAUGAAUCAGAAGCAGUGGGUGCCACCCGGGUUCAGGUUGCCCUGAAGUAUGAUGAGAAGAAUAAGCAGUUUGCAAUAUUUAUCAUCCAGCUGAGCAACCUUUCUGCUUUGUUGCUGCAGCAAGACCAGAAAGUGAACAUCCGAGCGGCUAUCCUUCCGUGCUCCGAGAGCACCACCUGCCUGUUCCGGACCCGGCCCCUGGAUGCCGCGGACACCCUGGUGUUCAACGAGGUGUUCUGGGUGUCCAUGUCCUACCCAGCCCUUCACCAAAAGACCUUAAGAGUCGACGUCUGUACCACUGACAGGUGCCAUCUGGAGGAGUGCCUGGGAGGCGCCCAGAUCAGCCUGGCUGAGGUCUGCCGGUCCGGCGAGAGGUCGACUCGCUGGUACAACCUCCUAAGCUACAAAUACUUGAAGAAAGAGAACCGGGAGCCCAGGCCAGCGGGAGCCACGGCCCCCAUCCCCGGGCCUGAGAGCACGGAUGCCGUGUCUGCUCUGCUGGAACAGACAGCCGUGGAGCUGGAGAAGAGGCAGGAGGAGAGGAGCAGCACACAGACCCUGGAAGACAGCUGGACGUAUGAGGAGGGGACCAGCGAGAACGAGGCCGCAGCCGAGGAGGAGGAGGGGGAAGAGGAAGCCUCCCCUGACGUGGACGGGUGCCCAGCAUUAAAGGUGGACAAGGAGACCAACACAGAGACCCCGGCCCCAUCUCCCACGGUGGUGCGGCCCAAGGACCGGCGGGUGGGCACGCCCUCCCCAGGGCCGUUUCUUCGAGGGAGCACCAUCAUCCGCUCCAAGACCUUCUCCCCAGGCCCCCAGAGCCAGUACGUGUGCCGGCUGAACCGAAGUGAUAGCGACAGCUCCACCCUGUCCAAGAAGCCACCUUUUGUUCGAAAUUCCUUGGAGCGGCGCAGUGUCCGGAUGAAGCGGCCCUCGUCUGUCAAAUCCCUGCGCGCUGAGCGCCUGCCGCGCACCUCGCUGGACCUCGAGCUGGACCUGCAGGCCACCAGGACCUGGCACAGCCAGCUGACUCAGGAGAUCUCGGCGCUGAAGGAGCUCAAGGAGCAGCUCGAACAAGCCAGGAGCCACGGGGAGAAGGAGCUGCCGCAGUGGGUGCGGGAGGACGAGCGCUUCCGCCUGCUGCUGAGGAUGCUGGAGAGGCGGAUGGACCGAGCAGAGCAGAGGGGAGAGCUUCAGACAGACAAGAUGAUGAGGUCGGCCGCCAAGGACGUGCACAGGCUUCGAGGCCAGAGCUGUAAGGAGCCCCCGGAGGUGCAGUCUUUCAGGGAGAAGAUGGCAUUUUUCACGCGGCCUCGAAUGAAUAUCCCGACCCUCUCUGCAGAUGAUGUCUAA
Molecule: messenger RNA, 3306 nt
Organism: Rangifer tarandus platyrhynchus (Svalbard reindeer)
Lineage: Eukaryota; Metazoa; Chordata; Mammalia; Artiodactyla; Cervidae
Source: the annotation of a GenBank genome assembly